Messenger RNA from Staurois parvus, 288 nucleotides. The record is from the annotation of a GenBank genome assembly. NCBI's taxonomy places the organism in Eukaryota, Metazoa, Chordata, Amphibia, Anura, Ranidae.
AAGCCUGAUACCACAUAUAUCUUUCAAAUUCGAGCUCGAACAGCAGCUGGAUAUGGAUCAAACAGCCGCAAAUUUGAGUUUGAAACAAGUCCUGACUCUUUCUCCAUUUCCAGUGAAAACAGUCAGGUUGUGAUGAUUGGCAUCUCAGCUGCAAUAGUAAUUAUCCUGCUCACAGUGGUGGUGUAUGUGCUCAUUGGAAGGUUCUGUGGAUACAAUAAAUCUGUGCACAGCCCUGAUGAAAAAAGACUCCACUUUGGAAAUGGUCACUGUAAGUGUUGUGAUUUAUAA